CUAGGUAGUGUGUUUCUGUUCGUUGGCCAAUACGACAAGGCUGAAGAGUAUCUCCAAAAAGCGCUUGUCAUCAGAACUGAUAUUGGCGACAGAGAAGGGGAAGCAUCAUGUUAUGAAAACCUAGGUAGUGUGUUUCUGUCCGUUGGCCAAUACGACAAGGCUGAAGAGUAUCUCAAAAAGCGCUUGUCAUCACAACUGAAAUUGGCGACAGAGAAGGGAGGCAUCAUGUUAUGGAAACCUAGGUACUGUGUUUAAAACUGUUGGCCAAUACGACAAGGCUAAAGAGUAUCUCCAAAAGCGCUUGUCAUCACAACUGAAAUUGGCCACAGAAAAGGGGAGGCAGCUAACUAUGGAAACCUCGGUACUGUGUUUAUGUCCGUUGGCCAAUACGACAAGGCUAAAGAGUAUCUCCAAAAAGCGCUUGCCAUAACAACCAAAAUUGGCGACAGAAGCGGAGAAGCAUCAUGUUAUGGAAACCUAGGUACUGUGUUUAAGUCGUUUGGCCAAUACGACAAGGUUGAAGAGUAUCUCCAAAAAGCGCUUGUCAUCACAACUGAAAUUGGCGACAGAAGGGGGAGGGGAGGUUUAAGCUAACUAUGGAAACCUCGGUACUGUGUUUAAGUCUAUGCAAACCUAGGUAGUGUGUUUCUGUCAGUUGGCCAAUACGACAAGGCUGAAGAGUAUCUCCAAAAAGCGCUUGUCAUCAGAACUGAAAUUGGCGACAGAGAAGGGGGGAAGCAUCAUGUUAUGAAAAACCUAGGUAGUGUGUUUCUGUCCGUUGGCCAAUACGACAAGGCUGAAGAGUAUCUCCAAAAAGCGCUUGUCAUCACAACUGAAAUUGGCGACAGAAAAGGGGAGGCAGCUAACUAUGGAAACCUCGGUACUGUGUUUACGUCCGUUGGCCAAUACGACAAGGCUAAAGAGUAUCUCCAAAAAGCGCUUGUCAUCGCAACUGAAAUUGGCGACAGAGAAGGGGAGGCGAAUCACUAUGGAAACCUAGGUACUGUGUUUAUGUCCGUUGGCCAAUACGACAAGGCUAAAGAGUAUCUCCAAAAAGCGCUUGCCAUAACAACCAAAAUUGGCGACAGAAGCGUAGAAGCAUCAUGUUAUGGAAACCUAAGUAGUGUGUUUCUGUCAGUUGGCCAAUACGACAAGGCUAAAGAGUAUCUCCAAAAAGCGCUUGUCAUCACAACUGAAAUUGGCGACAGAAAAGGGGAGGCAGCUACUUAUGGAAACCUCGGUACUGUGUUUAAGUCGCUUGGCCAAUACGACAAGGCUGAAGAGUAUCUCCAAAAAGCGCUUGUCAUCACAGCUGAAAUUGGCGAAAGAAGAGGGGAGGCAGCUAGCUAUGGAAACCUAAGUAGUGUGUUUCUGUCAGUUGGCCAAUACGACAAGGCUAAAGAGUAUCUCCAAAAAGCGCUUGUCAUCACAACUGAAAUUGGCGACAGAAAAGGGGAGGCAGCUAACUAUGGAAACCUCGGUGCUGUGUUUAUGUCCGUUGGCCAAUACGACAAGGCUAAAGAGUAUCUCCAAAAAGCGCUUGUCAUCAGAACUGAUAUUGGCGACAGAGAAGGGGAAGCAUCAUGUUAUGGAAACCUAGGUAGUGUGUUUCUGUCCGUUGGCCAAUACGACAAGGCUGAAGAGUAUCUCCAAAAAGCGCUUGUCAUCACAACUGAAAUUGGCGACAGAAAAGGGGAGGCAGCUAACUAUGGAAACCUCGGUACUGUGUUUAUGUCCGUUGGCCAAUACGACAAGGCUGAAGAGUAUCUCCAAAAAGCGCUUGUCAUCAGAACUGAUAUUGGCGACAGAGAAGGGGAAGCAUCAUGUUAUGAAAACCUAGGUAGUGUGUUUCUGUCCGUUGGCCAAUACGACAAGGCUGAAGAGUAUCUCCAAAAAGCGUCAUUGUCAUCAUCAUGUUAGAAACUGAUAUUGGCGACAGAAGAAAUUGGCGACAGAGAAAGGCAUCAUGUUAUGGAAACCUAGGUACUGUGUUUAAAACUGUUGGCCAAUACGACAAGGCUAAAGAGUAUCUCCAAAAAGCGCUUGUCAUCACAACUGAAAUUGGCGACAGAAAAGGGGAGGCGGAUCACUAUGGAAGCCUAGGUACUGUGUUUAAGUCGCUUGGCCAAUACGACAAGGCUGAAGAGUAUCUCCAAAAAGCGCUUGUCAUCACAACUGAAAUUGGCGACAGAAAAGGGGAGGCAGCUAACUAUGGAAACCUCGGUACUGUGUUUAUGUCCGUUGGCCAAUACGACAAGGCUAAAGAGUAUCUCCAAAAAGCGCUUGUCAUCAGAACUGAAAUUGGCGACAGAAAAGGGGAGGCAUCAUGUUAUGGAAACCUAGGUACCGCUGUGUUUAGAACGGUUGGUGAUUUUGAAGCUUCGGAAGUAUGCUGGGAGAAAGCCUUAUUGAUAUCCAGAGAUAUUGGAGAUGCAAGAGGAGAGUUCGAAAUCCUCGCAAAUUACGCCGUUUUGUAUUUAUACCAAUAUAAAAUCAAAGACUCCCUGUCGUGUCUUCAUCUCUGCAUUGAAAAGUAUGAGGAGCUGAGAUAUUUCUUGGGCGCCAAUGAUCAGUUCAAAACAUCAUUACUGGAGGACACAGGAAUAUUUCCUUACAAACUGCUUUGUACUUUGCUUUGUGCCACCGGAAAUGCUCGGGAUGCUAUUUAUGUUGAGGAGUUGGGUCGAGCUAGAGGCCUAUCAGACUUAAUGGCAGAGAAGUACUCUGUUGAAACGCACAUCUCUGCUAAUCCACAAUCUUGGUUUGGCAUUGAGAACAUUUUAAGAAAGCAAAAAAACUGUACUUGUCUGUACAUUUCUUAUUUUCAGAAUAGUCUGCAUUUGUGGAUCUUGAAAACAAGUGGAGUCCUUCACUAUAGAAGAGUAUCACCAGAAGAGAAUCUAGUUCAGGCUGGGUUACCCAAAGAUUUGCAUUUGAGUCAAUUUUUGGAUGAUAAUUUCCGGAGUCUUGGUAUUUUGCCCCCUAAAGAUUGUGAAGAUCGGUCUUUAAAUACGAUUAAAUUGCAACCUCUCUCCCCGCGCAAAAGAGCUCAGCAAGAUUACGACUCGUGGAGGAGGACGAGGACGAGGACGAGAACGAGGACGAGGACGAGGACGAGAAAGUGAUUUCAAGUCUACAUUUAUGUUACAAAAUGUUCAUUGCCCCCGUUUAUGAUUUGCUUGAUGAGCCUGAAGUCAUUAUUGUUCCUGACCGCAGGUUAUACAAAGUUCCCUUUGCUGCCCUGAGUGAAAAGGAAGGAGCCGAAUACUUGUCAGAGACCCAUAAGAUCCGUAUCAUUCCUUCGUUGACAACACUCAAGAACAUUCAAGAUAGUCCAGAGGACUAUCACAGCAACACUGGUGCCUUGGUUAUAGGCAAUCCCAAGGUAAAUUGGCUGCAACCAUUGCCAGCUGCAAGAAAGGAAGCGGAGAUGGUCGGACGACUGGUGGGUGUUCCGCCUCUAGUUGAAGAGAAAGCAACGAAGCAGGCGGUACUUGAGCGGAUAAGUUCAGUGAGCUUGAUACAUUUUGCUGCCCAUGGUGACGCGGAAAGAGGAGAAAUUGCACUCUCCCCCAUUCCUACUCCCAACAGUCAAAACGCUAUCCCGAAGGAAGCUUACAUGUUGACGAUGGCUGAUGUCUCACGAGUGAAAGUCAGAGCUAAACUGGUGGUACUUAGCUGCUGUCACAGUGGAAGUGGAGAGAUAAGAGCCGAGGGAGUUAUAGGAAUUGCCCGUGCGUUCUUAGGAUCCGGUGCUCGCUCGGUGUUGGUUGCGCUGUGGGCCAUUCCAGACUCAGCAACAGAGCAGCUGAUGAGUCGGUUCUACGAACACCUCAUUGAAGGUGGAAGUGCCAGUGAAUCCCUUCAUCAUGCCAUGAAGUGGAUGAGAAAAAACGGCUUGAACAAAAUGUCUGAGUGGGCUUCGUUUACGCUGAUUGGAGAUGAUGUGAGACUCGACUUU
This is a messenger RNA of Pocillopora meandrina, 3961 nucleotides long. The record is from the annotation of a GenBank genome assembly. Lineage: Eukaryota; Metazoa; Cnidaria; Anthozoa; Scleractinia; Pocilloporidae.